AUGGAAGAGGAAGGCAAAGAGGCUCUGUGGCUAUUGUUGAAACCACAAAGACUUCCAAGGCCUUUCAGUUGCAUUGUUUUGGUUGCAGUUUAUUAUCCCCCAAAUCAAGCGGCUAUAAAUGAGAUAACUAUGAUUGAUUACCUUAUUAAUGGAAUCGACUUUAUUCUACAAAGCUAUCCCUCUGCUGGAAUUAUAAUAGCUGGAGACUUUAACAAAAUGAAAUUAGGAACAUUAUGUAAUUGUUUUGAUUUGAGGAAAAUUGUUAAGAAACCAACUCGCCAGAGCAAUACUUUAGAUCAGAUAAUGACUAAUAUGUCGCCACUGUUUCAAGAAGUGCAACAUCUUCCUCCCUUAGGUCGAUCGGAUCACCAAUGCCUCCUUUUGAAUCCAAAAGAUCGGACGAGUACACGCCCAAUAACUAAAACAUUUCGAUCGAUGAAACGUUCAAACUUAAUAGCUCUCGAGCUAAGACUAAGCAGAACUGUCUGGGAUGCAGUAUACGAAGCAGACGAAGUAGAUGACAAAGUCUCAAUUUUCAAUGCAGUUAUUAGUCAAGCUCUAGACGGAUGUAUGCCUCUGAAAUCCAUAAGCCUACAUCCCACGGAUAAACCGUGGAUGACACCGAACAUCAGUAAAGCAAAGAUUAAGCUUAGACAACGGGCUUUUACUCGUGGCAACAUGUCCCAGUAUAAUCUACUAAGUGUACAAGUAGAAGAUAUGAUUAGGAAAGCCAAAUCAAAUUACUAUCAAAAUAAAGCUAAAACAUUCCGCACAUCUGACCCUGCGAAAUGGUACAAAGCAAUUUAUAAUCUGUCCGGAGUAAGUAGUCAGCAUGAAGGCCUAACAGUAAACUCCAUGGGUAGCGAGGCCGCUUUAGCAGAAAAAUUUCAAAUAUCCUUUACUGAACCUUGGAAAGACCUAAUUACAACAAGUAUUCCCCAACUAGAUGAAGUUGAGUCACUUCUCAAAAACUAUCCUCCCCAUCUACUUAGUAGGAUAUUAAGCGCGUCCUAA
Molecule: messenger RNA, 1014 nt
Organism: Paramuricea clavata
Lineage: Eukaryota; Metazoa; Cnidaria; Anthozoa; Malacalcyonacea; Plexauridae
Source: the annotation of a GenBank genome assembly